This is a messenger RNA of Vigna angularis (adzuki bean), 1012 nucleotides long. Its product is annotated as chromatin-remodeling ATPase INO80-like. The transcript has 2 exons. Bases 76 to 792 code for a protein of 238 amino acids. The record is from RefSeq and is a predicted model, not a curated record. Lineage: Eukaryota; Viridiplantae; Streptophyta; Magnoliopsida; Fabales; Fabaceae.
GGGAACUGUAAAUCUAUCUUAAGUAGCACUUUUGUGGGGGUCAUACUCAUAGCAAGUAUAGGCUUUUUGAAGUUGAUGGGGUGGUGGAAAAGCAAAGUAGCAUACGAAAUGCAUUUGCUUUCAUGUUUUUGCAUAUUCAGCAAGUUCACACGCUCAUGGAGGAUGGCUCCACUUGCUCUUUUGCUGCUUUUUUCCAGUUACAGACUGGUUGGUGUCGUAUUCUUCUCCCUCCUCUUCACAUCUCUUACACUGCUUUUCUCCACUCUUGUCUUCAUGUGGAAGCACAAGGCUGUGGCACAAGGGAGUCUCAGUAGUUGUACUUCUCAAGAGAAGAGACCACAUGUCCCAACCCUAAUGCACAAGCAUGAAACUGUGAGACAUGUGAAGGAAAGUGAUGAUGAUGAUGAUGAUGAUGAUGAUGAUGAUGAUGAUGAUGAUGAUGAUGAUGAUAAUGAUGAUGAUGGUGCUCCUUCAGAAGUGUUGUUUUUGUCCAGUUCUGAGGAGUGUGAUGCAGAUCAGACGCCCGAGUUCUCAGAUGGGACAAUUUCUGAUGAAGACAGUCUCAUAGAGAUUGCACUUCCAAGUGGACACUUUGUGGGACAUAAUCAGAGAGAAGACUUGAGCAACGGCAACAACAACAACUGCUGCAGUUUGCAACAGAAGAAGAGGGAGUUAUCAGCUCACGAGACCCUCAUGGAAUUGUUGGCAGAGUUCAAUGAGGAGGAAAACCUAAUAGAGAUUGACAUAGCCAUGGGUUCUAUCAAGUGCUCAAGGUUUGAAAUACAAGCAUGAUGAAACUCAAAUGUUAAUUCAUGAUCAUAUCAUAUAUACAUAUCUGUUGCCAGCCACAGUUUUUUUCAUCCACCUAAUUCUUCUUAUAUCUGGUUGGAUUGUUUGGGAUGUAAUUAGGUUGUGAUCUUAAUGUCUUAAGUGUUAAAAAGCUUCUGCUGUGCUUUACAAGCUUUGGAUACUCAUUAAAGUGAUUUUAUUAUGACCCUUCUUUUUGACUUAA